Molecule: messenger RNA, 789 nt
Organism: Priceomyces carsonii
Lineage: Eukaryota; Fungi; Ascomycota; Pichiomycetes; Serinales; Debaryomycetaceae
Product: serine/threonine protein kinase
Exons: 1
Coding region: 1-789 (262 amino acids)
Biological process (GO): protein phosphorylation
Cellular component (GO): cytosol; nucleus; EKC/KEOPS complex
Molecular function (GO): protein serine/threonine kinase activity; ATP binding
Source: RefSeq, a predicted model, not a curated record
AUGUCGAGCCAACUAGUUAAUCAAGUAGAGCUAAUUUUACCUCAUAUUCCAUUAACUUUGAUUUCUCAAGGAGCAGAAGCUCUAGUAUUCGAAACUAAUGUACAUCCAUAUAUUUCUGAACCUUACUUGAGUAAUAAGAGAAAGUUUGUUAUUAAAUAUCGUCCCCCCAAAGAAUAUAGACAUCCUAAAAUCGAUGCUGCUAUAACUAAAAACAGAACUAUCGGAGAAGUUAGGUUCAUGCAUAAACUCACUAAAUUGAACAUUGGAUCACCCUCUCUCAUUCUGGUUGACUUUGUACAUGGAUUGAUAUGGAUGGAGUAUUUAGGACAUGCACUAGAGAAUAGCGAACCAAGUUCUUUUAAAAAUUGGUUGUGGUAUCUAGAACAGAACUUUGAUUCAGAGAAAUGUAUUGGCUUAGAAGCUGAGACAACUUGCAAAGAGGUUGGAAAAUUAAUAGGAAAGUUGCAUUUAAAUGAUAUGAUUCAUGGUGAUCUUACCUCAUCUAAUAUAAUGUUGACAAGAACUGAACCGUGUUUAAUCGAUUUUGGCUUAUCGUCAUACUCGGGUCUUCCUGAAGAUAAGGCUGUGGAUCUUUAUGUUCUUGAAAGAGCUAUUUUAAGCACACAUUCCAGAUUUGCUAGUGAAUAUAACGCAUGGCUUUUGGAAGGAUAUGAAUCUAUACAUAAAGACAAGAAAUAUCAGAAAUUUGGUGUGAAGAAAUUGAACGAGACAUUGAAUAGAUUACAUGAUGUGAGACUAAGAGGACGAAAAAGAAGUAUGAUAGGUUGA